Molecule: messenger RNA, 572 nt
Organism: Ailuropoda melanoleuca (giant panda)
Lineage: Eukaryota; Metazoa; Chordata; Mammalia; Carnivora; Ursidae
Product: anthrax toxin receptor-like
Exons: 3
Coding region: 147-572 (141 amino acids)
Cellular component (GO): plasma membrane; cell surface
Molecular function (GO): transmembrane signaling receptor activity
Source: RefSeq, a predicted model, not a curated record
GGUAGGAGGUAGAGGCUUGAAGUGUGUCUUGGGAAAGGGCUGGAGAGGCGGAGGCCUCUUUGGCACGAGAGGAGUCCACGGAGGCAGCCUCCUGACGUGACCUGAAGUGGCCAGCAUCCAGUAGCGCCGCGCAGGCAGCCCAGAAAAUGGGGAGCCGCAGCCUGGGCUUGCCAGGCCCCGUACUCUUCCUUCUGCUGGUCCUGCCACCUCCACUGCUGAGAGCCAGAAGCUUCCUGCACACCAUCCAUGCCUCCAGAGACUUGAAUGACCCUGGUCAGAGCAGGAAAAGCCACCACCACCACCUCCAACGAUAUGGGAAAGUCCUCCAGUCCAACAGCGGCCCGAGCCACUAUUCCCAGGAGACCCAGGCAGAAGAGUCGAAAACCUGCCAGAGCGAAUUGGAUCUUUACUUCGUCUUGGACAAGUCGGGCAGUGUGAACAACAACUGGAUGGACAUUUACAACAUGGUGGAAGAUGUGGUCAAGAAGUUUGAUAACCCAAAAGUGCGGAUAUCUUUCAUCACCUACUCCACAGAUGGCCACACCCUCAUGAAAAUCACAUCAGACAAGUAA